CGCACUCUGCCGACGGAUCCGCCAGUCGUCGUGACGACCUCGAACCGUCAGUGUCGCGAGCUGUUCGGAUUAAUUCUGGAAUCGUCGCCGUACGUCUCCUCGUUCUCUCUUUCUCUCUCUCUUUCUUUCUCUCUCUCUCUCUCUCUUUAUCUAUCUAUUUCUCUCCGCAUCUCUCCGCCUCUUAUCUCCCGUCUCACCGUUCUCUCCGUCGCCGCCGCACAGUUCCCGAGCAUUGUUCCACCCCCGAUCGUCAUCCCCGCGUCGUUCGACGGUGAAAACGUGUGCGAUGCCGAAGUGGCGGGUUUCGAAUCGCGACCGAUUUCGCGCCGCGAUCAACAGUGUCGCAGGAGUUCGUAAAUAAAGCGGAGGAUAAAGCGACUUCUCUCUGUGCCAUCCCCGUUGGUGUCCCCGUGGAUCCCUCCCCCUCGGUUUUAAUAAGGGAUUCUCAAACCUGCCUGUGUCUCCCUUCCUCCCCCGCCGGUAGAAUCGACAGUGUAGGCGCGUUCGUGUUGCGCAGAAACGGAUAAUUAAACGUAACGGGGGAUUUAAAACAGGUGUGCGCCGAGAAUCUUCCAGCGACGGGACCCACCGCACGGUUCAACCGAGAAGGGUCAACGGACAGUGCAUGUGUAACACAGUGUCUUAUUCCGCGGGUUGUGAACGCAGAGAGAUCGCCUGGAAUACACGAUUCAGCUGCCGCUCCGCGUAAUCAUAUUUCGGAAGGAAGAUCGUGGACUUUUUCUAUUAUGGUCCCUUUAUCCGUCGUGGCAAUAGAAGCACCACUGUGAAGGACCACUCAGAAAAAUGAGCGCAGCCGUAGAAAACGGCGUGGAGGCCUCGAAGCCGCGUGGCGUUUUCUCGAAGGCAUUCGCUAAACGGGCGCAGCCCUUCGAGGAAGGUGAGUCUGCCCUCAACACACUAAACCGCUUGAACAAAGAAGGCGAGGCACUCGCCCUUCAGGAUGAUCUUACAACGCACCCCACCUUGGCCUUGAUGCGACGCAUCCUCGCAGAUGCACAGGCAAAAUUUCGCGUGAUGGUGGAGGAGAACGCAGCGACUGGCGCCCGGCUCGACGGGGAGCUGGAGAGGGCGAGGGGCGAGUGCGCGACCCUCCGGGGCGAGCUGAGGGAUGUCCGAGGCGCGUUGCCGGUGGUGUUGAACAAUAACAACGGGGCCGGGACGAACACCGCCGCUGCCACCGCUACUGGGAACAGCAACAACAAUGGGGCGGGCAGCGCCGCGAACAACACCACCCCCGGAACGCAGGAGACAACGGAAGUUGUCCAGCAACAGCAGCAGCAACAACAACAACAGGAGGAUGCCAAGAGGCUCAGCGCUGGCAGCAGCCCCGUCGACAAGAGGAGCUCGGCUAGCGACAAGUCGGCUAGUCCCAUCGAGAAGAGAACCAGCCCUGUCGACAGGAAGGAGCGGACCAGCCCUAUCGAUCGACGAUCCAGCCCCGUAGAAAAGCUAAAUGGGUCGCCUAGUCGCAGUCCGAUCGACAAAACGCGUCGGCCGUACGCGCCGGCCCUGGAGAAGACCCGGCUCGGCGGAUCCGGUGGCAGCGUCGACUCGCGUUCCGGUAGCGCUAGUCCCGAUCGAGGAUCCGGGAACAGAUCCGGCUUCCUUCAUCGCGGUGGCAGCGAUCGAUCCAGCGGCGAUCGGCUGCGGAUAUCGACGAACCGGGACUCGCUGCGCUCCAGCAAGGAGAUGAACGACCACGAGAAGGACAUCGAGAAGGACCUGGUGGACGGCGAGGUGCGGCCCGACGAGGACAAUGAACCACCUGGACCAGCCCCGGGCAGCAGACCCUCGUCCCCGGCUAAUUCCCUGGGAAUAGGGGAUCCACUGGUGGCGUCCAGGCUGUCCAACAUCUACGGAAGCGGCAGCAACGGCUCCGUGGAGCUGGCCAGCACGAGGAGGCUUCGGUUGGAGAACGAGCGUCUCGUUGCUGAAGUCGCUAGACUGAGGAAGCUGUUGUUCAGCGGAGCAGCCCGUGGCGAGGUCGGCUCGGAGGACGCUGUGCUUGAAGAGGAGGCCAGAUUCGUCGCCCUCGAGAUGGAGCUGCAGCACGCGAAAGAAGCUCUGCAAGCUCUGAAGGCCGACCGGAAGAGGCUCAAGGCGGAGAAGUUCGAUCUGCUUAAUCAAAUGAAGGCGCUCUACGGCACCCUCGAGGACAAGGAACGGGAACUCCGGGACUUCAUCAGGAACUACGAGCAGCGGAUGCGGGAGAACGAGGCGACCUUAGGACGCCUUCAGCAACAAGGAGUCGGCAUGCCCUCGGAGGAACGGGAACGCGAGAGGGAGAGGGAACGCUGGAGCCUGCUGAGGGCUGCGAGGGACGAAGCCGAUCGAAGCCUCAGCCUCGCGGCUAGUUUGGCCGACAAAGAGGCCGCCCUCUCGCACGCACACGCCACUAUAAAAGAGUUGCAGCGUCAAUUGGCGGAAAGGGGCGGCGGCGGAAUCUGUCUGAGCGACCAGGAGUCCUUGGUCUCGUUCCCGAGGAGCAGCGUGAACGGAGCGGCGACGCCGGGCGCCGGAAGCAGCAGCGGGGGCGGCGGCGGUGGCUGUGGUAUCAUCCCUCAUAUGAAUUCUCAACCGCCAUUAGGCAGCACAGAACUAGGAGUGACUGUUGGGAACGUCGGGAAUGCGGCAGGUGCGGGCUCAUCCGGCGGACAGGCGGGCGAUCGAGGAAGCUGCAGCGCGGACAGCGGCGUCCGGGGAUCGAGCGAUCGGGAGAGCGGGGGCGCAACCAGCGUGGGCGGCAAUUUAUCGGACUCCACCACCGAUGGCACGCCGACAAUUACGGUCGAGGGGAGCGGUCUCGACAUGGACAGCAUCUCCGUGGUUUCCUCCAUUGCACCGUCCCACAUAUACCAGUCAGCGACCACGCCGAAGGACUGCAGCCCCACGCUGUCACCCCUGAACGCGUUCUCUAGGUCUAUGGACAACUCGUCGUUAUCGCGAUCGGUGGAACAGCUGUCGAGCCCGUUGGAAUCCGAGCCGAGAAGGAGCAAACAAAACACACCUAUCGCGGCACCUGCCGCGCAUUCGCGUUCUUCUGCAACACGAGGCGGCACGUGGGGUUCUAUUUCCAGAGUGUUCGCUCGUUCCCGGCAUCGAAAGGCGGCAAACAACUCCAGCGGUGGGAGCGGAAGCAACGAGGGCUCCGACGGCUUCGAUCCAUAUAGAUCAUGGUCACCUCUUACCGAAGAAGGUUACGCAGAGAAGCUCCGUUUACUUAGAGAAGCCGCGUCCGUGCCUAUGGAACGAUGGAGGGCACCGACGGUGCUGGCAUGGUUGGAGGUUGCGCUCGGGAUGCCGCAGUAUGGUCCACGAUGCGCCGAGAACGUCAAGUCCGGAAAGGUACUGCUGGAGCUGAGCGACGCAGAAUUGGAAGCCGGAUUGGGGGUGACGCACCCGCUUCACAGAAAGAAAUUACGUUUAGCUAUCGAGGAGCAUCGACAUCCGAGUCUAGUUCGAUAUCCAUGCAUUGCUCAACUAGGUCACACGUGGGUCAGCUCCGAGUGGCUGCCAGACCUUGGACUCGCACAAUAUUCAGAGAGCUUCGCCACCAAUAUGGUGGACGCUCGGAUGCUCGAUCAUCUCGGCAAAAAGGAACUCGAGAAGCUGCUGGGCGUCACAAGGAAGUUCCAUCAAGCGAGCAUCGUGCACGGCAUUCAUUUGCUGCGUAUGCUCAACUACGAUCGCCAGGCAUUAGCAGUCAGGAGACACCAGUGCGAGCAAGUCGACACGGAUCCUCUAGUUUGGACGAACCAGAGGUUCAUCCGGUGGGCGAGGAACAUCGAUCUAACUGAAUACGCUGAGAACUUGAAAGAUUCGGGUGUGCACGGUGCCCUGGUCGUGCUGGAGCCAUCCUUCACCGGCGACACGAUGGCCACAGCGUUGGGCAUACCGCCGGCUAAACACAUGAUCAGACGGCACCUGACCGCCGAACUGGAAGCCCUCGUCGUUCCAGCAAGAAGUCAGCUGGAGGUGGUCCCGAGGAACAGCAGCGGCGGUGGUCGUCCGAUGAGCACCGUGAGCGCAGGGGGUAGCCUCGGUCGUGGAAGCAGGGCGCUGCACCUACAGCAUCAUCAGAGCUCCCUCUCGGCCCUGCACAUGACGGCUAAUCACACUGGCACGGUCGAUAGACGCAGAUCCAGCCUCAGGUUAUCUAUGGAGUGGUACUUUUCAAAGAAAUCGCCGGAUAUGAGAACGAAGGGCCGUCAGAUCGAUGACAGCCCGAAACGUAACGGGGCCUUGUCUAACAGAAUAAAUAUUUAAGAUUGUCGCAAUAAUAGGUAAAUAUUUAAAAAAAAGCAAAACAACUCGUCCACUUGUGGAAGCAAUCUGCCUUGAAUAAAAAAAAAAGACCAAGUGUCUGUCACACCGCCUAACCGCGUCAUGGACGACAUUUUUUCUCUUCCCACUUUUUUGUGAAACACCGUUUGCAUAACAUCACGAGGAACACCGCACGGAAAGCCGUCGCCGGCGAUCACAUCUAUCUAUCUAUCUAUCUAUCACCCCGUGUGUCACGCAUUGUUUUCAAUGGCCGCUCGAGCGAGAAGCAAGUUUCGUUCGAUCGAACCGACGACACCGAGGCCCGAAAUUCACAACGGCCGUCGCUCGAGCCGCCAUUUCCCGAUGGGACUCUUUCACACCAUGCACCCUUCUCCGAGCUAUCGCCGAGUCGGUCUCUCGUCGCAUACAAUGGGCGACGAAAAAAGUAUACGAACAUUAAUAUAACUUUGAUUUCCUACGCUGUAUAUUUAAAUAAAUAUG
Messenger RNA from Megalopta genalis, 4785 nucleotides. The record is from RefSeq and is a predicted model, not a curated record. Lineage: Eukaryota; Metazoa; Arthropoda; Insecta; Hymenoptera; Halictidae.